AUCCAUCUUUUCCACAGAAAUUGAAUGAGUUGAAACCUCAAUGACCAAACCAUACUCCUAUAAUAGUCGGCGCCAACACAAACUUACUCUUUCUACGUAACAUAACAUUUUCAAUGUGAAACAUUCCACAUAAUAAUAACAAAACACAUGAACCGUAUAUUCUUUUACUAAUAUUUAACGUAUAAUACCAAUUUAUUGCUUUCUUUUCUUGUAACAUCAAAUCUUCUACAUGUUUCCAAAACCACCAAUAAUAACAGUUGGCAAAUUUUAACAAAGCUGUUAUUAUUUCCACCGGAGCAUAUAACAAAGUUCAAUUAACAAAGUAGUGACCAUCGAGGAGGAACACAUAAAUAAACAACAAAAAACCUCCUUCGUAUUAUAAUAAAUAAAUUCUUAGUAUAUAGUAGUUUUUUCCAUCUUCUUUUCCUUCCCUAUCUAUCCUUCUUUUCUCUCCUUGUAUUGUUCAUCAUAACUUGGAUAUCCUUGUUUUGUUACAAGAUCAUUUUGUUGUUGAUCUUUUAUUUAUUUUUUGAGACACAUAUUUCUAAGUAUAGCAUAAUAACUUAGGUAACUCCUAUAGAAUAUUAUUUAGAAAAAUUUCUUUGUCAUGUCAGAAAAAAUGAAGGGCUCAAAUAAUCAAUAUACAUCAAAGAUUUUCAAUGUUCAACUUCACUUUAUUAGUUUUCUCACCUAUAGUCUAAUUUUGGUAUUUGGUUUAACACUUGGAAUAAUGAUAAGUUUCUAUCUCAAAGAGUGUACAUUUAGUCUACAAUUCACUCAGUUUUCUAUACCAAGAACACAACCUUUGUCGCCGCCGAUUGCUGUGAAACAAGAACGUGUUGGAUUGAAGGAUUUUCUUAAACCUCCUCCUAUUAUGCAUGAUAUGGAUGAUGAAGAAUUGUUAUGGAGAGCUUCUGUGGCUGCAAAAAUACCUGAUUACCCUUUUGAACGAAUUCCUAAGGUUGCUUUCAUGUUUUUGACAAAAGGUCCUGUGUUUUUGGCACCUUUGUGGGAACAGUUUUUUAAAGGACAUGAAGGGUAUUACUCUAUUUAUGUGCAUUCUAAUCCUUCUUAUAAUGGAUCACACCCUGAGAGUCCUGUUUUUCAUGGCAGAAGAAUUCCUAGUAAGGAAGUUCAAUGGGGAAAUGUUAACAUGAUUGAAGCGGAGCGUCGCUUACUAGCGAAUGCACUUCUCGAUAUCUCAAACCAACGAUUUGUUCUUGUAUCAGAAUCUUGCAUACCACUCUUCAACUUCUCAACAAUCUACUCUUACUUAAUAAACUCUACACAAAACUAUGUUAUGGCUUAUGAUGAUCCUAGCCCGGUUGGUCGCGGCCGUUAUAGCAUCCAGAUGUUACCUGAGGUUUCCCUCAAUCAAUGGAGAAAAGGGUUCCAAUGGUUUGAAAUGGACAGAGAUCUUGCUCUAGGAGUUGUAUCUGAUAGAAUAUACUUCCCAGUUUUUCAGCAGUAUUGCAAAGGUUCAUGUUAUGCAGAUGAACAUUACUUGCCAACUUUUGUUAGCAUAAAGUUUUGGGAAGGAAAUUCAAAUAGGAGUUUGACUUGGGUUGACUGGUCAAAAGGGGGUCCACAUCCAGCUCAUUUUUUAAGGUCUGAUGUUAAUGUUGAGUUUUUGGAGAGAUUGAGGAGCAAGAAAUGUGAGUAUAAUAAUGGAAACAGCACCAAUGCUUGUUAUCUGUUUGCUAGGAAGUUCUUGCCUAGUACAUUGUCAAAGCUCUUGAAGAUUGCACCUGAGGUUAUGCAUUUUGAACACUAUGAUAGGCCUAAAAAACAGAAACUUAUCACUAAAAUUUAAACCAAUUAAUUGAUUCAUUUUUUUUUUCAUCUUGUAAGAUUUUCAUUAUUCAGUGUAGUUAGACUUAGAUACACUGUCUCGUUUCAUGAAUAUAGUCAAUUCCUUUCUUUGA
Messenger RNA from Trifolium pratense (red clover), 1925 nucleotides. Its product is annotated as glycosyltransferase BC10-like. The transcript has 2 exons. Gene Ontology annotation, cellular component: membrane. Bases 608 to 1813 code for a protein of 401 amino acids. NCBI's taxonomy places the organism in Eukaryota, Viridiplantae, Streptophyta, Magnoliopsida, Fabales, Fabaceae. The record is from RefSeq and is a predicted model, not a curated record. Gene Ontology annotation, molecular function: glycosyltransferase activity.